UUUCGCGGGACUACGACUCCCGUCAGUCCCCGCGUUCCCACUCCCAUCCGGAGCCGCGAGGUUCGUUGUAAAAUGCUAUGACAACCGAGGCGAAAAUGGCUUUGGGUCUUUGGGCUGGAGGCCAGCUGCAGCCCCCUCGGUGCCGCCCUUCCUUUGCUCUGUGAGCCGCUUCCCAGUGCCCCCCAGACAGAGCCAGGCCCUGGCGUGCUGUCCGGUGCCCUUCCGUCCUGCGACGCCGCUGCAGCCUCGGACUCUGGGCCCGGGCUGAGCCAGAAUGUCCUUGUUCAAGGCCCGAGACUGGUGGUCGACGGUCCUGGGAGAGCAGGAAGAGUUCGACCAAGGCUGCCUGUGUGUGGCUGACGUGGACAACAGCGGCAACGGACAGGACAAGAUCGUGGUGGGCAGCUACACGGGCUACCUGCGGAUCUUCUCGCCGCACCCCGUGAAGGCGGGCGACGGCGCUCACGCCGAGGACCUGCUCCUGGAAGUGCACCUGCGCGAUCCGGUCCUGCAGGUGGAAGUCGGCAAGUUUGUGUCAGGCACCGAACUGCUCCACUUGGCCGUGCUGCACGCCAGGAAGCUCUGCGUCUACUCGGUGUCAGGCACGCUGGGCAACGUGGAGCACGGGAACCAGUACCAGAUCAAGCUCAUGUAUGAGCACAACCUGCAGCGGAUCGCCUGCAACAUGACCUACGGCUCCUUCGGCGGCGUCAAAGGUCGAGACUUGAUUUGUAUCCAGUCCAUGGAUGGGAUGCUUAUGUUAUUUGAGCAGGAAAGUUAUGCUUUUGGGCGCUUUCUCCCUGGCUUCCUUCUGCCUGGCCCUCUUACUUACAGCUCCCGGACAGAUUCCUUCAUCACUGUUUCAUCCUGCCGCCAUGUUGAGAGCUACAAGUACCAAGUCCUCGCCUUCGCCACAGACGCAGACAAGAGACAAGAUUCCGAGCAGCAAAAGCUCGGCUCUGGGAAGAGGCUGGUGGUGGAUUGGACCCUGAACAUCGGGGAGCAGGCUCUGGACAUCUGCAUCGUCUCCUUUAACCAGUCCUCGUCGUCCGUCUUCGUCCUCGGGGAGAGGAACUUCUUUUGCCUCAAGGAUAACGGGCAGAUUCGCUUCAUGAAGAAGCUGGACUGCAGCCCCAGCUGCUUCCUGCCCUACUGCUCAGUGUCCGAAGGCUCCAUCAACACCCUGGUUGGAAACCACAACAACAUGCUGCACAUCUACCAAGACGUCACCCUGAAGUGGGCCACGCAGCUCCCUCACGUGCCUGUCGCGGUCAAGGUGGGCUCUUUGCAAGACCUGAAGGGCGUGAUCGUCACUCUGAGCGACCAGGGCCACCUGCAGUGCUCCUACCUGGGCACCGACCCGUCGCUCUUCCAGGCCCCCAAGGUGGACUCCAGGGAAGUCAACUAUGAAGAGCUGGACGUGGAGAUGAAGGACCUGCAGAAGAUCAUCCGGGACGUGAACAAGGCCCCAGGUUCUUUGCCCCUGACGGAGGCGGAAGAUCACCUGUCGGUCGUUGCCACCGUCUGCCCCAACCUGGACAACGUGUCUCAAGCCACCAGCUACGAAGUGGGAGCCGAAGCCGUGCCCUCCGUCACAGUGAAGGUCAUGAUUCAGAGCCGGAUAGCCUUGCAGAAGACGAAGUUGUCUGUUUAUGUCGAGCCGCCACUAGCAUCGACCUGUGACCACUUCAUCUUUGAUGCCUUGGAGCCAGAGAUGAUGAAAACUGUCAGCUUCUCUGUCUUCCUGAAAGGGAAUUACCUGCCGUCAGAACUGGAAGGCACGGCUGUGGCCUCCUAUAGCAUGUCCACAGGUAUUCCUCGAGUUGUCCAGUGCACAUUCAGACUGCCCCUGAAGUUAAUAUGCUUGGCACAUCAGCCUUCAAAAAUGGCAAGCCACAAGCUAACGAUCGACACGAACAAGCCUCCUAUCAGCCUCGUCAUGCUCUUCCCAGGCUUUGCUAACCAGGUGGAUGAUGAUCAGGUGAAUGUGCUUGGCUUUCGCUUCAUAACUGGCUCCCGAGUCACCGUCCUGGCAUCUAAGACCUCUCAGCGCUACCGAAUCCAGAGCGAGCAGUUCGAGGACCUUUGGCUCAUCACCAAAGAGCUCACUCUGCGGCUUCAGGACCAUUUUGAUAAGCAGAGCAUCAAAGACUUCACUUGUUCGUUCUCGGGGUGCGUUCCUCUGCAGGAAUAUUUUGACCUAAUUGACCAGCAUUUUGAGCUCCGACUGAAUGGAGAAAAAGUCGAAGAAUUGUUAUCAGAAAGAGCCAUCCAGUUCAGAGCUAUUGAGCGACGCCUGCUGACCAGGUUCAAAGACAAGACUCCCGCCCCUCUCCAGCAUCUGGACACCUUGUUAGACGGGACGUACAAACAGGUGAUCGCGCUGGCGGAUGCAGCCGAGGAGAACCAUGGCAACCUCCGGCGCUCCUUCAGCCGGCUCCAGAGCGCCACCCACCUGGUGAUCACGCUGCUCGGCCUGUGGCAGAAGCUCAGCGCCGACCAGAUCGCCAUUCUGCAGGCGGCUUUCUUGCCACUACAGCAGGACUCCCAGGAUCUGGGCUGGGAGGAGACAGUGGACGCCGCGGUGGCCCACCUGCUCAAGACGUGCCUCUCGAAGAGCCCCAAGGAGCAGGCCUUGAACCUCAGCAGCCAGCUGACCAUCCCCAAGGACACGAGCCGUCUGAAGAAGCACAUCACGCUGCUCUGCGACCGGCUCGCCAAGGGGGGCCGCCUCUGCCUGAGCACCGACGCCGCGGCGCAGCAGACCAUCGUCAUGCCAGGCGGCUGUGCUACCAUCCCGGAACAAGAUGCCGAAGAGAGAGUGACGGAGCAGGACCCCGGCGGUGUGUUCCCCGCUUCCGGUCACCUGGCUAUCCAGACCCUCAAGCCAGAAUCUGCUCCCACUGCCGGCUUUCAGGAAUGAUCAGGGCAGCUGGGCCGAGCUGGAGCUGAACCUCCCCAGGGUGCCAAGGGCAAAAGCGGGCUGGGGGCGAUGGAGGCUCGGCGCCUCCUCCUCUGCACGGGUGGCUCUGGCUGGAGGCAGAAAGGAAGACCCCGACCCCAGGGAAGGCUUCAUGGUUCCUCGACCAUCCUCCCUGACUCGACUUCUCUGGCUUUGGAGCAAGCAAUGCUCUUGCUUCCUCGUGCCGGAUGUGGGCGGUGGAGCACCUAGAACAGCUCGUUCCCCUCUGCGGCCCCGUCCCAGCGCUUCCAGGUGGGUUCCAGGCAGGUUAGAAAAGGCCCCGCCCUUCAAUAAAGCUCCACUCGUGGAUUUCAUUGACUGACAUUUGUCCACCUUCCCCAUCCCUGAGAGAAUUCCGAGCGCUUCCUGGUCCCUCCCAGGAGCUCAAUGCAGGAACCUCUCCUUGGAAGAGGCUGUCCUGAGAGGCAGCCGUUUGUAACAGGGACUCCCGCUUUAUCACGCAACCCUGCCGGAUCCGGGAACCAGAGGAGCUUCCUGCCAACUCUUUGGGGGGGGCUGUUCAGAGCCAAUUCACGCCUGGGGAGACAUGUUUACCCUAGUCCUGCCCCCCCCAUGGGGGAGGGGGAGGGCCGGGGGAAAGUCUAGUCACAAGUCCAUUGGAGAUCUGCAGUAGAGAACCGUAGACUAGGCCGACUGCGAACUACGGCAUCACCCUUGUAGAAGAGAAACAUUCAGAGCGAAACCUUAUCUAGGACAGAAGGGGGACAGCUGCAGCCAGGAGAGCUCCUACCAAGGGAUGCUGCUCCUUUGGGCCCUCCAUUGCGACAGGCCGCCUCGCUCCGAAGUUUCUAGUGGCUUCUCCUGCAGAGCCCCCGAGGGGGUGUGGCUUACCCCAGCCUCCCUGUGCAUACGAGUCUCCCUCCAUCUUUCUCUCAGGUGUUUAUCUCUAUGCAAAGCUCCCAGCUUGCCUCCCUCCCUCUCUAGGUUGGGCCUCCCCAUUUUCCUGUCCUGUGUGUGUGAGUGUGUGAGAUCUCCUCUUCUGGACCCCCAGACUCCCCAGCCCGCAGUGGUGCAGGAGCACCCCCUCUGGUCCAUUCCUCAUUUUACUGCCACAUUACUUCUGUCCCUCUCCCUCCCUCCCUCCCUCUCUCUGUCUGUCUGUCUCUGUCUGUCUCCCUCUCCCUCCCUCCCCCUCCUCUCUGUCUCUCUCUGUCUCUCUCUGUCUCUCUCUCUCUGUCUCUCUCUCUCUGUCUCUCUCUGUCUCUCUUCCUCUCCCUCUCUCUCUCCCCCUCCCUCCUCCCCUCCCCUCUCCCCUCCUCACGUCUCCUUCCACAACAGACAUGUUGCUGGAUCAUCAGGCUACCAAACAGAACUUAAACUCCUCAGCACGGCAUUCCAGGCCUUUGGCCACGCAGUACUUGUCACUGUAGUGAUGCUGCUCCAGGCCGAUCUUCCGGGUCACUAGCUGAACCUCGUGUGCUCUCCUCUUGGCUGUUUCCUGGCCCCCGGACCCGCUGCCCACUCUGGCUGACCGUUGGGCCCUCCCGGAGCCUCUUCUCCAGCCUGGCGCUUUGCAUUCGGCCUCGCUGAUCCCUCUGGUUUUGGUCUGGUUGCUUCACUCAUUUGGGCACCGUGCGUAGAGGCCCCUCCUUGGACAGCCACCAGGCGCCAGCCACGAGCAUUUCGUAGGUGCCUGCUCUGGGCCGAGCACUGCCAAGGGCGGGAGAUGCCAAAACAAAGGGAAACGUUUGCCCUCCGGGAGCCCUUCUGCCGCCCGAGUUGGGGACUUCAGAUGAGAGCCCCGAGUCAGGGAGGGGCCCUUCCUGUCCGAGGGAACAUCCAGGGAUGGCGUCCGACGUUUCAGGUGGUUUCCAGUCAGCCGAGUCCCUCGUCACCCCGUGUCUUCCCACCUCCACACCUUUGUUUCUGCUUCUCUCACCCAGGGAAGGCCUCCACCCUCCAUCUGCCCAUUUGCCUGCCCUUUAAAGCCCAGCUCCAAAGGCACCAUCUCCCCACUUUGCACACAGUCAGUCACCCCUUUGUACCUUUCCCUGUUCAUCGUGCAUCAGUCAUCAUCCGUGCGCACGGAGAGGGCGAGAGCGGGGCUCAUUGAGGCUCUGCAUCUCUGCAGGGGGAGCAGAGUCGAUUCUUAGGAAAUCCUGGUUGAAUGAAUGAAUGAAUGAAUGAACGACUGCCCGCCCCGCUCAUUCAGGCUGUGGGGCCCUCCCUGUCUGUCCGCUCCUUCCCUGGCAUCCCUUCCCAGGCCACGGCAUAGAAUUGGAAUAGAUGCGUUCAUGACAUGUUCCAGUUAUUUUAAAGUUCUCUCUUCUUCCUUUCCAAAGUGCAUGAAUGGAGCAUUUUGUACAUAUUUUUAUUUCGGAAUAAAAAGAACAUGUAUCAAAAUCAGAA
Molecule: messenger RNA, 5332 nt
Organism: Monodelphis domestica (gray short-tailed opossum)
Lineage: Eukaryota; Metazoa; Chordata; Mammalia; Didelphimorphia; Didelphidae
Gene: BBS9
Product: Bardet-Biedl syndrome 9
Biological process (GO): cilium assembly
Cellular component (GO): BBSome; membrane
Source: RefSeq, a predicted model, not a curated record